This is a messenger RNA of Pleurotus ostreatus (oyster mushroom), 1425 nucleotides long. RefSeq lists its product as uncharacterized. Lineage: Eukaryota; Fungi; Basidiomycota; Agaricomycetes; Agaricales; Pleurotaceae. The transcript has 3 exons. Bases 1 to 1425 code for a protein of 474 amino acids. The record is from RefSeq and is a predicted model, not a curated record.
AUGGCCUCCUGGCAAUCCCUCCCAGCUGAAAUGAAAAUCGCAGUCCUCGACUUGCUGGACAACGUCGACGUCCGUGCCUUGGCCGCAACACAGAGAUCCAUCUACCCUCUCUGCAUCCCGUCCCUUUUCACAAAAAUAGUCCUUCGCGAUUGGCAGGCGAUCGUCCUCUUCCUCCAGAGCGUCCCAUCACACUACCUCUCCCACACACGCUCCCUCGAACUGUCCACCCACGGCGAUCCCACAAAUGCUCCGCGCACAGACGCUGUCCUACGCAUCCUCACCGCAGCACCCCGCCUCCACCAUCUCGUCCUCAAGCUCGCAGGCCCCCUAGACAACCGCGCCAUCCCCUGCUUCGCCCCCAUGAACCGCCUCAAGACACUCGCCAUCUCCAACUCCGCAGACGAGAAUCACCUUCCCAUCAGCGAGCGCUUUGUCGUCUCCGUCGCAGCGACCAUCCCCCACCUCCAGGAGCUCUCCCUCGACUCCAUCUCCCGCUCCAAGUUCCACGUACACGACUCUGAGCACCUCCCCAUCUACGUCCCCCUCGUUCUAGGCGACACAGACAUCCCAGACCACCCCACCCUCGGCCCCCACCUCAACCUCCCCUCCCUCCUCACCCUCCCGUCCCUCCGCAAGCUCCACAUCCACGGCACCCACCUCGGCGACCCCGCCUGGGCCUCCGUCGACGUCCGCUGCAAGUUGGAGGUCCUCGACCUCGGCAGCUGCUGCCACGAGAACGACGCCGUCAACCGCGUCUGCACAGAACGCAUCAUGGCCGCCGUCGGCCCCACAGUCGACGAGUUUGCGCUGACCACCAGUGUCCAGGACGCAAAGUUUGCCCAGAAAGGUGUGACGCCGCUGCAGAAGCUCCGGAAACUUCACAUCUCGCCGUUCUUCCCCGUCGACAGCAUCGUCGACACCGUGUCCAACCUCGCCGGCUCGCCCAUAGAGAGCCUCUCAGUGCAGUGCUACGAAGACGACGUCGUGGAUACGUGCUCGGCGAUGGAAGAGUUCCUCAGCCUCCGUGUCGAGCGCGGGCCGCUGUUUUACGACCGAUUGAAGACGAUCCACGUUACGGUGACUGCGAACGACUUUGACAUCGACGGCGAUGGCCACGACGACGAUGAUGGCGACGACGAUGAUGAUGUCAAGGGAAUGGGCGCAGCGGACGACGAGGACGCAAAGGAGCGCAGCGAGGCCUUCAGGCGCCUCCAAGAGUUCUGCAACGACUUGAAGCUGGCGAGCGAGGUCGGGAGCCGGGCCGCGUCCGCGACCCCCAUCGGGGGCAAGUGCAACGCCACUGGGCCGGCCGCAAAUGGGAGCAAGUGCUACCCGCCGUGCGAUGCGGAGACGGAGAAGGCGAUGGAGAAGGAGGCGGGGAAGUACUUGAAUGGCCGUGCGAGGCAUGGGCUCGGCGCGCUCUGA